UAUUCUAAAGCAAUACCCCAGAGCUGGUAGUUUUACUGUACAUUCGUAUUUCUACAACUUAGUCAAAGGAUAUGACAUGCGUUUAGAGAGUUGGGCAUUUAGGCUAGCCUGCAGGCUGUCUAGGGUGAAGAAAGCUAAGCAUCCGUUUAAUUUGGCAGCUUUUGCGUACCUUUUUUUUUUAUUAUUGCGGUUUCUUUACUAUCAGGAAAAAAAAUGCAAAACGCUGGAGCGGUGCUCUUUAAAACAUACAGCUGCACGUAUGCACGUUUAAAUUACUUGCAUGUAUUUUUUCUAGGUAUAAUAUACCAUUUAGAGGUAAUUCAGGUACAAAUAUGUACCAUUUACUUUUGUGCUGAGAGGUCAUUUAUGAAGCUCAAAGGAUGUAACCCCAAGACAGGAAGCUUUACUUCUGAAUGGAGAAUAACUGACCAUUAUCAUUAUAGUAAUCUGCUCGUCCAGAGGUAAUUAACACUUAUGUUUAAAGAAUGAAUGGAUUUAUUUACGGUACUGCGUACAAAGAACAUAGUUAUCCUGUCUGGAACUAUUUCUUUUUCAGACCAUAUAGAAUGGCAUGACCUUUAUUCUGAUGCAUAGUCUAUAUUUAGUCCAGAGACAUUUAUCUGCUGUCCCCAGGAGCGGAUUAUAUGUGACAUGCCUUAAUGAAUAUAAUUAGAGUUUUUAGAGAGUUUUUUUAAAUUUAUUUUAAUGAACUGAAGUGCAUGUAAUGUAUGCAUUUUUAAAGUACAGAUAUCCAGUACCUCUCAGUUAAAAAGGUCGUAAACAUGCAUGCAAAGUAUAUGGAAAGAAUAAGAGCGUUCUACUGCUGGAAACACUUUCUAAAUAAAUUCACUGUCAACUGCUCAUCAAUAUUUUAUUAUUUGUUAAGCAGCCAAAGAUACAGAAUUCAGUAGCUUCUAUUAGGGAAUCCCAAAUUUCAUUAGAGACUUCUAUACUUAUUUCAUACAUCCUACCAUGCAGUGUAAGACGAUUCACGCAAUGAAUGGCAUUUAAAUUUCUUUUUGCAUUUGCACAAAUGAUAACUUUCGUUUGAUAUGGCAAACUUUCACUCAGCAAGACCAGAAAAAUACAGCCUAAUGCCAGUUCGUGUAUUGGCCCAAAUUUCGUGAAAUCUUUCAUUUAAGCAGCGUUUAGGCUUUGACAUCCAUGAUUAUUGAUCGACAGUGAAAGCACAAAGGCUCUUUGUAAAAAUUAAUAACUGCAGACAAAGACGUUUUAAAAUGACUGUGAGCUUGGAAAAAGUGGACAAAAGAGCUACAUUUUCUGAAGCGGCUUUCAUACAGGUACAUUAAAGCAUUUCAAUUCACAGCUGAGCGGUAAUGCAACAAUUUAAGCUUAAGAAGCUACCACUGAACAACCGUUAGUCUGAAUAUCACGCAUCAGCCAGCCAUGACGUGUGUUUUGGUCCGGCAGAGGGAGACAGGAGCGCUGCGAUCAAAGGAUGGAGGGCUCCGGCUGGCCAGGUGGUGCAGAGCCUCCUGGAAGCCAGGUGUACGAGGUGACGGUGGUCCAAAACGCCACAGCCCCUCACAACUAUCCCUUUGCAGACGUCGCUCUGCUGCAGACCUUCAAGCCGCUUAUCAUCCCCUGUUACGUUCUUGUGGUGCUGGUGGGCGUCUUUGGCAACUACCUUCUGAUCUACGUCAUCUGCCGCUCGAGGAAGAUGCACAACGUCACCAACUUCUUCAUCGGCAACCUGGCCUUCUCGGACAUGCUGAUGUGCGUGACCUGCGUCCCCUUCACGCUGGCCUACGCCUUCAGCCCUCACGGGUGGACGUUCGGCCGCUUCAUGUGCUACCUGGUGUUCCUGAUCCAGCCCGUCACUGUAUACGUGUCUGUUUUCACUCUCACGGCUAUCGCGGUCGACAGGUACUACGCUACAGUGCACCCUUUGAAGAAGCGAAUCUCAAUGGUGGCCUGCGCUUAUGUGCUGUCUGGGAUCUGGCUGCUGUCGUGCGUGCUGGUCGCUCCCGCUGUGGCCCACACCUAUCAUGUGGAGUUCAGAGAUGAAGGCCUGACCAUCUGCGAGGAGUUCUGGUUGGGCCAGGAGACCCAGAGACUGGUGUACGCCUACAGCACGCUGCUGCUGACCUACAUCCUGCCUUUAUCCGCAGUCUGCGUCUCUUACCUCUGCAUCUCCGUCAAACUGCGCAACUGCGUGGCCCCCGGACACCGAACGCGCGACCAGGCCGAGGCUCAGCGGGCGCGCAAGAGGAAGAUCUUCAGGCUGGUGUCUCUGGUGGUGGCGGCAUUCGGAGUCUGCUGGCUGCCCAUCCACGUGUUCAAUGUCCUGCGCGACAUCGACAUCCGCCUCAUCAACAAGCGCCAUUUCCUGCUGAUCCAGCUGCUGUGUCACCUGUGCGCCAUGAGCUCGUCCUGCUGCAACCCGUUCCUGUACGCCUGGCUCCACGACCGUUUCCGCGCAGAGCUGCGCAAGAUGUUCACCUGCCACCGGCGCAUCGGCAUCCCGGCAAACCACUGCGCCACGGCCAGCGUCGUGCUGUGAU
This is a messenger RNA of Puntigrus tetrazona (Sumatra barb), 2525 nucleotides long. It is a transcript of the gene prlhr2b, whose product is annotated as prolactin releasing hormone receptor 2b. NCBI's taxonomy places the organism in Eukaryota, Metazoa, Chordata, Actinopteri, Cypriniformes, Cyprinidae. The record is from RefSeq and is a predicted model, not a curated record. Gene Ontology annotation, cellular component: plasma membrane; neuron projection. The coding region runs from base 1460 to 2524 and encodes 354 amino acids. Gene Ontology annotation, biological process: G protein-coupled receptor signaling pathway. Gene Ontology annotation, molecular function: neuropeptide Y receptor activity; neuropeptide binding. The transcript has 2 exons.